Molecule: messenger RNA, 5499 nt
Organism: Phlebotomus argentipes
Lineage: Eukaryota; Metazoa; Arthropoda; Insecta; Diptera; Psychodidae
Gene: dachs
Product: unconventional myosin-IXb
Exons: 10
Coding region: 1-3396 (1131 amino acids)
Biological process (GO): actin filament organization; vesicle transport along actin filament
Cellular component (GO): actin cytoskeleton; vesicle; myosin complex
Molecular function (GO): ATP binding; cytoskeletal motor activity; actin filament binding
Source: RefSeq, a predicted model, not a curated record
AUGGCCACUCUCGGCCUCUCAAAGGUGUUCAUAUUGGACAAGUAUUUUACAGAAUUGCAGAAAUUCUGGGAAACUGAGAAGAAGCUUCAGGACGCAUCUUCAUCCAACGAGGCUGUUCAUCUGCAGCAGCGGCUCAAGAGUCUAAGCACAGAACUCGUGACUUUGCGCAAUCGACUCCAUGUUGGUCAGACGGCGACCACCCUGAACACAUCGACAGCUACGGGAGCUGGAGGGUGUGUUGUGGGCGCCAACGUUAACACGGGAACGACAACAACAGGGCCAAAUGCCCACCUGAAUGGCUCCAGCAAGGUGAAGACGAUCCAUGGCAUCUCUUCAGGGUGUUUGCCACAGGGAAAUAGCGGCAGUGUACCAAUAGUUUCACCAAGGAAUACCUCAAUACCACACCCACUGCCUCACCAAAUGCCAGACAUUCCACAGAGCACCUCGCCCAGACGCGGAAUCAUUGACACGCCGUCGCUCAAGAUGAACGGAUGCGCUCUGGGCAGCGGCGUCGCCACCAUGGCGAGCUGUGGCGCAGCCGGACUCCUGCAAGGACUUCACAUAUCCAGCAACACUGCCACACCCGCCAAGAAGCUGUCCCCGAUUGAAAUGGAGGACCUCAUUCACUUGCCUGGACCUCUAACCGAGGACGCCGUCAUGAAGACUUUGCAGGCGCGCUUCGGCGAGAACAAAUACUUCACGAACGUGGGACCGAUUCUGCUCUCUGUGAAUCCCUAUCACGAUGUCGGGAAUCCCUUGACACUCUCCUCGACGCGCUCUCUUCCGCUGGCGGCACAGAUGAGUCGAGUGGUGCAAGAGGCUGUGCGCCAGCAAGCGGAGACAGGCUAUCCGCAGGCCAUCAUUCUCUCCGGAACAUCUGGGUCAGGCAAGACGCACUGCUCGAUGCUCCUGCUGAGACAAUUGUUCGCUGUGGCUGGCGGUGGGCCGGAAACGGAUGCCUUCAAGCACUUGGCAGCUGCUUUCACCGUCCUUAGGUCUCUGGGCUCUGCAAAGACCACCACAAACUCCGAAUCUAGCCGUAUUGGACAGUUCAUCGAGGUUCAGGUCACCGACGGCGCGCUCUAUCGCACCAAAAUCCACUGUUACUUCCUGGAUCAGACUCGAGUAAUUCGUCCGCUGGCCAAUGAGAAGAACUACCACAUCUUCUAUCAAAUGUUAGCCGGGCUGAACCAUGAUGAGCGCGUCAGAUUGAACCUGGACGGUUACACACCCACGAAUCUGUGCUACUUGCAAGGCGGGGACACGAUGCAGAACGAAAAGGAGGAUGCCACACGAUUCCAGGCAUGGAAAGCGUGUCUCGGCAUUCUGGGAAUUCCAUUCCUUGACGUGGUGCGCGUCUUGGCUGCGGUUCUCUUGCUGGGAAACGUGCAAUUUGUCGAUGGUCAGGGUCUCGAAGUGGACGUGAAAGGUGAAACCGAAUUGAAUGCCAUAGCCGGAUUGCUGGGGGUUCCAGCCGCUGCCCUCUUUCGUGGCCUCACGACGAGGACGCACAAUGCUCGCGGGCAGCUGGUGAAGUCCGUUUGCGAUGCAAAUAUGUCCAAUAUGACGAGAGAUUCGCUGGCGAAAGCGCUCUAUUGUCGCACCGUGGCGACGAUUGUGAGGAGAGCAAACAGCUUGAAGCGUCUGGGAUCGACAUUGGGCACGCUGAGCAGUGAUUCCAAUGAGUCUGUGCACAAUCAGGCGGACAUGGCGAGUCAGCACGCUUCCACCGUGGGUGGAAACUCCGGGAGCAAAUCCAUGGCGGCUCUCAAUAAUGCUGUUCGUCAUGCCACGGAUGGGUUCAUCGGGAUUCUCGAUAUGUUCGGAUUUGAGGAGCCUCGGCCAGCUCAGCUGGAACAUCUCUGCAUCAACCUCUGUGCCGAGACCAUGCAGCACUUUUACAAUACACACAUCUUCAAGAGCAGCGUGGAAUCGUGUCGAGAUGAGGGAAUUAUCUGCGAUACUGAAGUGGAUUAUGUGGAUAACGUGCCCUGCAUUGACUUAAUAUCAUCCCUGAGAACGGGAUUGCUCAGCAUGCUGGAUGCUGAUUGUGCUGUGAGGGGCACGGCCGAGAGUUAUGUGGCCAAGAUUCGAGUGCAGCACAAGAAUUCUACGAGACUGGAGACAAAGGCUUCGGAGCCCCACGAUCCACGCACUUUUGCCAUACGCCACUUUGCCGGACGCGUUGAGUAUGACGCCUCAGACUUCCUAGACACCAAUCGUGAUGUGGUUCCCGACGAUCUGGUGGCUGUAUUUUACAAGCACACUUGCAAUUUCGGAUUUGCCACACAUCUCUUCGGGUCCGAGCUUAAAGCUCUGUAUGCGGUGGAUAAUGUUCCGCGAGGAUUAAGUUUUCGCAUUGCUCCGACCUCUCACACUGAUCUCUUGAAUGGCGAUGAACCAGUGUCGACACUCACUCAGGACUUCCACACGCGUUUGGAUAAUUUACUGAGAACUCUGGUACAUGCGAGACCACAUUUCGUCAGAUGCAUCCGAAGUAACUCCACAGAGACGCCAGGGAGUUUCGAUAGAGGAACAGCAGUGCGUCAAAUUCGGGCUUUACAGGUUUUGGAGACUGUCAAUCUCAUGGCGAGUGGAUUUCCUCACAGGAUGCGCUUCAAACAAUUUACAGCGCGUUAUAGGAUGUUGGCGCCUUUCAGGCUGUUGCGACGUUGUGAAGAGAAGGCUCUUGAGGAUUGCAAACUGAUUUUACAGCAUGCAUUGGAGAAUCCACCAGAGUUGGAUGGAAGUGUGACUCUGUCCUGGGCGCCUGGAAAGCGCCACGUUUUCUUAAGUGAGGGCAUUCGUCAGCAUCUAGAGAAGCUCAGAGCGGAUAUUCGUACAAGAAGUGCGACACUAAUUCAAGCUUCGUGGCGAGGAUGGCAGUUAAGGCGACGAAUUGGGACGGUGAAGAGGAAUAGGGAACCUAUCCUGGCCACAUCAAUUCUCUCAAAUGCAGCAACCACAAAUGGAACUCGUCCUACCACAACCAGUGCAACGAAUGCUGGGACUUCGAGGCCAAGACCUCAGCCAAUUGCUGGAACUCCACCUCCGGAUCCCAAUGAGAAAUGCGACACGAAGAUUAUUCAACAGACUUGCACGCUCUUCGGAUUAGAUCUGGAACGACCACCGCCAGUGCCUCCAAGUCGUCCCUACACAGUGACGGGCAAUUCCAAGCUCGGCUAUCCGCAGACACGUGUCAUGAAGAUGAAUUUUCCCGAGGACUCGGCCACAAAUCCGUCCAGUGAGCAGUUAAAGAAGGGAGAAGCUGUCACAGUCGUUGGUGCAUCGCACCGUCGAGGCCACUUGAUUGUUGAGCACAAUGGGCACAGUUUCCACGUGCCGUUUCAGUUUAUGGAGCUCCUCAAGAACGCCCCACCGCCCGUGAGCAUCUAGAGACUCCACCGUCGGACAGGUGGACAAAUAAGCAUACAUAAGACUGUACAUAAUAAGAUUAUUUAAACGCAAAAGGGUUGGAACAUUUCAUGCUAAUCGACGCAAAAAAGGGCAAGUAGAAGAAUGUGAGAAAUCACAUAAUGCGCAUUUUCUCUUCGUUAUAUGCCGAAUGGUAGGAAAAUAGUGGGGAAAACACAUCUUGAAAUCAUCAAUUUUGUUACCUGUUCAAUUUCCCCUCGAGACUGGAGCUUGUAAUCCUAUUCAAUUGACUGCCACAUGAAAUUGCAAUAUAUUUCUUUGUAUAGGUUAUAGGUCUGUGUUUAUGUGCCAAGUUUUAAUUAGUUUCCACUGUAGUGAAUGAAAUACAUAAUAUACAAAAUGAAUCACACCUGAACAAUAUACACGAAAAAGGAGAAAAAGAAAUAAGGAUGGCCGCAUUGAUGUACAUAAUGGCGUAGCUUUUAAAUACCUUAAGUGAAACAUGUACAAAUUAAGCAGAUAAGUUUAUGAAACACUUUACUUUCAAUAGGUGCGGGUGGAAGCCACCCAAGUGGAUAAUGUCUACAGAGAGAGAAAAAAUUAGGUUUGGGGAUGAGAAACAAGAUCCGUCUAUGGGAUGAAGUUGAGAGAAAGAGAGGGAAAGCUUGAAAUAAUGAAAAAUGUGGGUGACUUUGUGUGGGACGAUUUCAAUUUAAUAUCAGACUUAGAGCAAAUAUAAAGUUGCAGAAGAAAGAGACACGUUUUUAUGUAAUACACAGCCUUCAGUUAAACUUUAUACGUUAGUAAAAAAAAAGAAGUACUAGAAUGAAUUUUCUUCUGGUUUUGUAGAUCAUUUCUUAGAGAAUCUGCAGGUUUUUCCCAAACUCUCACAAUUACUAAGAAGUUGGAAAAAGUACACAGGAUUAUUUGGUUAUUUUCUUCUUAAUUGAAAUACAAAUGACAGAGAAAAGGUAUAAAAAGGUAGAAUGAAAGUGUAAAGAUUCAUGACUGCGUUAUGCGCCAAUAGAUUACCGCACAUAAAUCUCUAUGAUGGACAAUAUUUCUUUAACGCCGAUUGAGUCCAUUCUCUGCAAACUACUCCCCAUAUCUCGACAGUUGCAAGUUAAACUUUACGACUUUCCCUUGGGAUUUUAUGUGCCCUUGCUCCGACACAUCGCUAUCUACAAGUGUUCUAAACGUUAUUGAUUUGUGAGCCACCACAGCACACCCUUCCAAGGGUGUCUCGUUGGCCCCUUUUGGUGAUGAGAAUGUCAAUUGUAGCAGCAAUCAAUCCAAACCGGAGGCGAUAAUGUGGAUCAGUCACUGUGAGAAACUUUUUCUUUGUCUCUAAAAAUAGACUGUGUCUCGAAAUAGCUAACGUAACAAUGAAUGCUUUUUCCAUACCCAGCAUCCCUCAAGUGACUGUGCUCAUAUCGCUGCUGAGUGGGCGAUGGGCUUUUGGGAUUUCUGUGCACCGCUGGAUUAUUCUACGUAUAUUCUUGUUUCUUGUUAGUGCGGAAUUUUGUGCGAGUGUGUGCCAUGGUUUUACUACGUGUGGUCCUCAAUUUUGAGCAACGGAUACUGAAUUCGUGAUUUUACUUCUUGCCUUGAAACCCACACACAACUCAGGAAGACUGAAAUUCUCCCAACCUACACACAGAGCACAUGUCUUUGGAUAAAAUUCCGUGUGAGUGGAUUUUUGGGGAGUCUAUUUUUUUGCUGCUGGAAUAUUGUGAGGGUGUGCUGAAGAAUGUCCCUACAUUGUUUGGUGUCUGAAUAAAGGGGGGAAAAAAGGAUAAGCAGGAGCGUCAUAUCGAUAUUAAAGUCACCAGGAAAAAGAGCAGGGGAGAUAUAACAGUGAGAAUUUAAGACUUUCAUGCUUCCUUCUCUCAACUGUAUCCGGAAUUGCCGGUAAUAUUGUGUAAGAAGGACUCCAGAGUGUACAUAUGUACAUAUUAGGAGAGAUAGACAAUUAUCCAAGAGUUAAUGGAAUAUGCCAUCCGGGGUGUACCUUCGCAGUGAAACGUUCUCAAAAUAUACUGCGUUGGCAUAAGAGAUUCUAAUAGAGUGGAGACUUGAUUAGAUCGUAGACGAUCGAAAUAGAAACCUUAAAUUGAUUCUAGG